AUGAGGUCCUCCUGGAUAUUUAUGAUACAUGUGCUGUGUCUGAGCGGCCACCAGUGCGCACCGACGAAGCAGGAGGAGAUGAACCUCCAGGACAACCUCAAGCAAUUAUCUGAAGUUGGAGAGAAGUAUGUAGAUGAAGAGGUAAAGAAAGCUUUGAUUGGUAUUAAGCAGAUGAAAAUUAUGAUGGAAAGAAAUGAAGAUAAGCACAUAGAUCUGAUGAAAACCUUGAAGAAGAGCAGUGAAGAAAAACAGCAAGCCUUGCGACUUAUGGAUGAAGUAAAGGCAAGACUGGAAGAAGAGGAAAGACAAUGUCAAGUAUCCUUGAAAAAUCUAUGGGAUGAAUGUGAAUCUUGCUUAGAAAGUACCUGCAUGAGAUAUUAUACAACUUGCAAACAUGGUGUGUCAACCUUUAAGAGAAAGGUUGAAGAUUUUUUGAGGAAAAUACCUCCACUCAUAUUUACUUUUCAUGAGGAGCAAGGAAGAGACAUCCAGUCUAAUGAAAAGCCUGAGAAAGAGGAUACCCAGCUAGUAAAGAUGGAAGAUUUAUUUAGCCAGCUGUUAUCGGAUGUGGGCUCAAUAUUUGACAGAAGUUUCAUUUUUUUCAAGCACAUGCAGAAAGAGUUUGACCAGUCUUUUCAGACUUAUUUCAUGUCUGACCUGGAGAUGAGUGAGUCCCCCAGCAUGCCAGCUUUACCUGAGGUCACCACCAGAACUGAAGGCUCCCAGAGAGGCUGGGGCGUGCCCGGCUUCUUACAGAUAGUUUUUGAUUUCAGUAGGAUGGUGUUCGAAGGUGUCAGUGAGGUGAUCACUGAUGUGUUUGAUGAAUACAGAGAUUACAGAAGAGGUGUGCCAGAACAAACCAAAGAUCCUGACAGAAGUGGCAUGUUUUCAAAAAUUGUGUCAGGGCGCCAGAGACUUCAGUGCAGGGAGCUCCGGGAGAACUCCUCUGGAUGCCCACAGUUUCAUGAGAGGUGCCAGAAAUGUCAAGACAAUCUUUUGCAUGAUUGCCCAAACGUUCCUGAGCUGCACAUAAAGUUUGAUGAAGCCUUUAAGCUGGUUAAUCUCUCAGGAGAGCAGUACGAGCAGAUUCUCCAGGUGGUUCGGCAUCACACGGAGGACACUUCCUACUUGCUGAACAAAAUGAAAGAAAGGUUUGGGUGGGUGUCUGAGUUAUCCAACAUGACCAUUGGACCAGAAAACAUUUUCAACGUGGUUAAGGUGGUACCUGGAGAUCCCUCCAGUAAAGAUGAAACUGUGGUAGAUGUGAACGUUCUGACUUCACCUACUUUCACCAUUAAAGUUCCUCCCAACUUAGAUCCCAAGAGUCCUGAGUUCAUCGAAUACAUAGCUGGGAAAGCACUCCAAUUGUAUAAGCAGAAUUUUUAA
Messenger RNA from Haemorhous mexicanus (house finch), 1386 nucleotides. It is a transcript of the gene CLUL1, whose product is annotated as clusterin like 1. The record is from RefSeq and is a predicted model, not a curated record. Bases 1 to 1386 code for a protein of 461 amino acids. NCBI's taxonomy places the organism in Eukaryota, Metazoa, Chordata, Aves, Passeriformes, Fringillidae. The transcript is spliced from 7 exons.